This is a messenger RNA of Desarmillaria tabescens, 895 nucleotides long. RefSeq lists its product as uncharacterized. Lineage: Eukaryota; Fungi; Basidiomycota; Agaricomycetes; Agaricales; Physalacriaceae. The transcript has a single exon. The record is from RefSeq and is a predicted model, not a curated record. The annotation marks the transcript as partial.
CUUGUCAAAGACCUCCUCGUGCCUAGAGAGCAAAUUCAAAGUCUUCUUGGUCUAGCGGACCAGGGUCACGGCACAGCAGCCGACCCUUCUUCCAUCCCUUCUCGCAAAAAUAUUCUAUCUGCCCUUCGCAGUCUCAUCACCAACCCUAACAUCAAGCACAGUGAUCCCAUCAUCAUCUUUUUCACUGGACAUGGUUCUCACUAUCCAUUGUCAGACGAUGACGAUGAUCCUGACUUUUUUGAUGAGGACUCCGAUGAUGAGCACUGCCGCAAAUUCAUUGAGGUGCUUUGUCCCAUGGACCGGAACACCCUCGACAGUAGCGGUGCAUUCGUCCCCGAUAUCACCGACCGGGAGAUCAAUACUUUGCUCUCCCAGAUAUCCCAUACCAAAGGACAUUGAAUCACGUUUAUCCUGGAUUGCUGUCAUGCAGGCAGUGUCACUCGAUCACUGAGCUUAGCAGAGCGGAUGGUUUCCCCGCUGGAGCGUGCCUCGAUCGAAGAUAUGCUCCUCGCUGCUGAAGAGACCCUGAGGAACCUCCCUGGUUAUCGAUUGAUCGCCGCAGAGGAUUGGAUCCCGGACAUGGAUUCCCAUGUUAUGCUAGCAGCAUGUAGGGGAGACGAGGUUGCGAAAGCGAGGCAGGUAAAGAAGGAGAAAGGCAUGGAGGUAUGGAGCGGUGUAUUCACGAACUCGCUCUUAAAGGUCCUGAAGUCUGGUGUGUUGGAAGAAGAAGCGACAUAUGUUGACCUCAUUAACGCUCUGCCAUGACCCUCUCUCCGGCACCACUUCCAGACGCCUAAUGUCGCAGGGGGACGCAAGGAUACGCGACUUUGGUAUCAGGAUUGACUUGAAGCUAUUGUCUGUAAAUUUUUGGAAGUGACUGGUUCGCUUUGAUUAU